AUGGACAGGACUAAUGCUGAAGCAUUAGCCCCAGAACGUCACGCAAAUAGUGCAGCGCAACCUCAUCCCCAACCUCAACGUGUUGCGCAGAGUCACAGAUUCGAUCAGGCCGGCCCCCAACUUCAAGAAUCCCAUUUUCAGUUCGGCCACAUGAGUGCUGCUUUGCCAGAAGCCGGCUCUGCCAAUUAUCAGGGCAACGCUGCACUUAGACAAUCUCAGGGGAAUAGUGGCGAAGGACUUCCGCUACGAAAUCAGGAAUAUGCACGUACAACUGUCUUUCCUACACCACCGGGUCCAGGAGUACCAGCACCUCAAUACCCUAGGCAGCCAUAUCAGCAGGGAUUCCACACAGCAGGGUUCCCCCCAAGUUAUACCGGCGCUCCAACCGCGUACAGUCAUUCUCAGAGCUUUGGACACCCUUACCCGCCACAGGUUUCACAGAUGCAGGGGCACCCGGCAGCUUACGACCAUGCUGGUACAGCAUAUUAUCCUAUACAGCAACAAUACCCCAGACAAAUAUAUGACAACACAAUUAGCGUCAUGUUCAGACAAGAACCGGAUUACCUUACAUCAACACAUACUCCAGGAGUACCUACCACACAUGUCAAUGUAGCUACCGGACUGUCUGGGUCAGCAUUACCACAAGGUGAUCCAACGUCCAUGAGCAGGCCAAACUCUGUAUCCAGUGCUUAUUCGUCGACUCUGCGUGGACCACCUCGGAAGCCGAGGCAGUCGGGGUACGCACUGUGGUGUGGUAACCUUCCGGCCCAGACAGAUAUCGUUAGCCUCAAAGAUCAUUUCUCUCGUGACGCUAAGAAUGAUAUCCAAAGCGUAUUCUUGAUCUCGAAAAGCAAUUGUGCAUUCAUUAAUUACAAGACCGAAGAAGCUUGCACAGCAGCACUAGCGCGCUUCCAUGAUUCUCGAUUUCAAGGGGCCAAGCUUGUCUGCAGGCUUCGAAAACCGUCUGCAGCACCCCCAGCUGGGACACCCACAGGGCCGCGGAUCAGCCCAGAUCUAAGCACACUCGAUCAACCUGCACGGUCUGCUGAUACCCGUCCUCCUGGAGAGACUGCCGCAGAAGAUGUUGAAAGGAUUCAACCCAUUGCCAGAAAAACGGGAGAAAAGUUUUUCGUUCUGAAGAGCUUGACCGUUGAAGAUCUGGAUGCUAGCGUGUGUAAUGGAUCAUGGGCCACCCAGACCCAAAAUGAAGCCGCUCUAAAUGCAGCGUAUAACUCAGCCAAGAAUGUAUAUCUCGUGUUUUCAGCGAACAAGUCUGGUGAAUACUAUGGCUACGCAAGAAUGAUGUCUGGGAUAGAUGAUUCUGUCGAUGCUGACGAAAGGCCGCGUCCUCAACCCAGUCCUUCCUCUGCAGCUCCGGUAGACAGUUCUGUCACUAUCCCUAUACCUGCCACGGAACAUGCACCCAAAGGCUACAUUAUCGAUGAUUCUGCAAGAGGGACCAUCUUCUGGGAAGCAGAAUCCGACGAAACCGCCGAGACAACAAAAGAUCUGGAAGACGAAGGAGCCAUGACCGAGACAACGGACUCAGAGGCUGAGCCACAACAACAAAGCUUAGGACAUCCUUUCAAGGUCCAAUGGCUCUCCACCGAUAAGGUCCCUUUCCAUCGUGCACGCGGCCUUCGGAACCCAUGGAACCUGAACCGCGAGGUAAAGAUUGCACGGGAUGCGACGCCGAUAGAGCCAUUGACUGGCAGAAAGCUAGUCAACCUGUUUAGCACGCCUCAGGUGGCACCGCCUUCAGCUGGACCACCGCAGAUGGUGUACACGGCGCAGAAUCAGCCGUUGCCUUUGGCUUCUUAUCCCCUAGAUCCAAGGUUUACACGGCAUUAUUGA
Messenger RNA from Endocarpon pusillum Z07020, 1854 nucleotides. RefSeq lists its product as uncharacterized. Gene Ontology annotation, cellular component: nucleoplasm. NCBI's taxonomy places the organism in Eukaryota, Fungi, Ascomycota, Eurotiomycetes, Verrucariales, Verrucariaceae. Bases 1 to 1854 code for a protein of 617 amino acids. Gene Ontology annotation, molecular function: mRNA binding; N6-methyladenosine-containing RNA reader activity. The record is from RefSeq and is a predicted model, not a curated record. The transcript has 3 exons. Gene Ontology annotation, biological process: mRNA splicing, via spliceosome; regulation of alternative mRNA splicing, via spliceosome.